Nothoprocta perdicaria is the source of this 2317-nucleotide messenger RNA. RefSeq names its product solute carrier family 16 member 7 (gene SLC16A7). The coding region runs from base 59 to 1495 and encodes 478 amino acids. Gene Ontology annotation, biological process: monocarboxylic acid transport; transmembrane transport. Lineage: Eukaryota; Metazoa; Chordata; Aves; Tinamiformes; Tinamidae. Gene Ontology annotation, molecular function: monocarboxylic acid transmembrane transporter activity. The transcript is spliced from 5 exons. The record is from RefSeq and is a predicted model, not a curated record. Gene Ontology annotation, cellular component: membrane.
UAUUGUCUCGGACAGCUGCUGUCUGCCAGACACUUUGGAAAGGAGACCUAGACUGAAAAUGCCACCAGCAGUAACAGCGCCACAGUACCCACCUCCAGAUGGAGGUUGGGGAUGGGUUGUGGUUUUUGGGGCUUUUAUUUCCAUUGGAUUUUCCUAUGCAUUCCCCAAAGCCAUCACAGUAUUCUUCAAAGAAAUACAGGAAAUCUUCCACACAUCAUAUAGUGAGAUAGCUUGGAUAUCAUCGAUAAUGUUGGCUGUCAUGUAUGCAGGAGGUCCCAUAAGCAGCAUUUUAGUGAAUAAGUAUGGCAGCCGGCCUGUGAUGAUAGCAGGAGGUAUCUUGUGUUCAUUUGGGAUGAUUGCUUCCUCUUUCUGCAACAGUGUCCUGGAACUUUAUCUAUGCAUUGGUGUUGUUGGAGGUCUGGGUUUAGCAUUCAACUUGCAGCCUGCCUUGACCAUGAUUGGCAAGUAUUUUUAUAAGAAGCGUCCCAUUGCUAAUGGAUUGGCCAUGGCUGGAAGUCCAGUGUUUCUAAGUACAUUGGCGCCUCUCAAUCAAUUCCUCUUUAAUGCGUUUGGCUGGAAAGGAAGCUUUCUCAUCCUGGGAGGACUUCUCUUGAACUGCUGUGUGGCAGGGUCACUGAUGAGACCUGUUGGACCAAAAACAGUCCCUCCUGCAAAAAAAGAUGUUGAGAAAGGCGACUCUACCUUGCACAAAAACAACAAGAAAUCUUUUUGGCAAACUAUGAAUAAGUACCUAGAUUUGUCCCUCUUCAAACACAGAGGUUUUCUGAUUUAUUUAUCAGGAAAUGUUAUUAUGUUUGUUGGUUUCUUCGCUCCAAUCGUAUUCUUGGCUCCUUAUGCCAAGCACAAGGGAAUUGAUGAAUAUUCUGCUGCUUUUUUGCUCUCUAUCUUAGCCUUUGUAGACAUGUUUGCUAGACCUUCAAUGGGACUUGUAGCAAACUCCAAAUUUAUCCGGCCAAAGAUCCAGUACUUUUUUAGUUUUGCUGUCUUUUACAAUGGUGUCUGCCAUAUUUUGUGCCCUCUGGCAACAAAUUACACUGGCUUGGUGAUAUAUUCUGUAUUUUUUGGAUUUGCAUUUGGAAUGGUUAGCAGUGUACUUUUUGAGACAUUGAUGGACCUCGUUGGUGCUGCCAGAUUUUCCAGUGCUGUUGGACUUGUCACUAUAGUGGAAUGUUGUCCUGUUCUCAUAGGUCCUCCUCUAGGAGGUUGGUUAGUGGAUGUUACUGGGGAAUAUCAAUACAUGUAUUUUGUCUGUGGAGUGAUCGUGAUUGUGGCCAGUAUCUGGUUGUUCAUUGGCAAUGCCAUUAACUACAGGCUUUUGGCAAGAGAAAAGAAGUUAGAAGAUGAGAAGCAGAAAGCACAGAAGAACGCGGACCCAAAAGAAGCUGAACCAUUAACAAAUAAUGAGAAUGACGAUGCUUCCAGCAGGUCCAACAAAGCUCUAGAAGAUCCUUCAGAAAGGGAAACCAAUAUUUAACCUGCAGUAUAGCUCAGAAGUCAAUAUUUAUGACUUCCAUUAUUAUUUUUUUUUCAAAACACAGGCCAGGUUUUGUAGUAACAGUGAUCAGUCACAAUAUUGGAUGGGAACAGAUUUUUGCUCCUUGACAAGGCUCCCAAGUUAAAUUACUAUUUACCGUUCAUUUAUUUCAGUUACAUAGGUAGCAAUUAUAUGUAAAUGAGUUCAUUCAAAAUCUGGACAACCAGAGUCAAAUAAGACAGAUAAGCCUUCUAGUAACAAAAAGUCUUUUUUCAAAAUAAUUUCUGACAUAAAUGCAUCUCUUAAACUUUUUUAGAGAAGACACGUCAAGUUCAUGUUCAAUGCAUUAGUAAAAUCUGCUGAAAUAAUCUCCCUACACUAUAUUUAUAACUAAUAUUUAACAAAAUUAGCUGAAGGAUUUUUUCUAAAGAGACAGAACAACUGAAGGAAGCAUAUUGGAUUUUUUUUUCUUUUUGUAUGCCUAUUAAAUUAAAAAUACUAAUUAUGUGUGUAUAAACAUUUACAAUAUGGAUGUAAAAGUUUAUGUAGGAAGGAAAAUAAUUGGUGGACUCUAUAUCUAAAAUACAGCAAAUAGAUGAAUUAAAAUAUUUCAGAGGUUUUUACCUCCAGUGAUAGUUGACUACAUUAUACUUCAACAUGCACACAUUUGAACUCAAACUAUGUUAGAUCUCACUAACUGAAACUAAGCUAAAUCUGCCUGUUCUAAUAUGAAUUUUAAACCAAGAUUUACAUUGCUAAGAAGAGUGGCGAUCAUUUUGUUCAGUUUUGUAUUCCUGUAUAGUUGAGAGAACUACAUUUGUC